AAUGGUUUAGUCAAGUUCAAGCAAUCCGAGAGUUCUAUUCGCCGUCGUCGCAUUUGUGUUUCGUAGAGGAUCACUCCUACAGGUUUCCUUUAGUUCACCGUCAUGGAACUUGAGAAUCAAGUGUGACGCAGUAAUCUACAAGUUCUCUACAGUAACGUUUGCCUGUGCAAGUUUUAGAUCUUCCGCUCGGCUUUAGGACAUAUCACGUUAUGUGCAGCUUCGAGUAAUGUGUAAAAAAAAUAAAACUGUUAGAGGUGAAAAACUUCGGCAUCAGUGAUUUGAAAAAAACUUUUACAGAUCUAUAUUUUUGGUGCAAUUUGUGUGGAAACAUUUGAUACUUUUAAUAAUAUUUUAUAAUAUUGAAAAACUCUAGCUUCUAAUUUUCUUCAAGCAUAACGAUCAUUAGAUCACAUAAGAAGAUUGAUUGCGCGGAUAAUGAUACUAUUUAAGAACAAGAGAACAAAUUCAGAAACAGGCUUCUCGAUCACUUCCUGGCUUUAUUUAAGUUUUUGUUUUGAAUAUGUAAUUGGCUUUGUCAUCAUUAGUUUCUCAGUUAUUCUUAAUAUUAUAAAGUUGUUACUACCAAAACCGCCAAGGAAUUUGACUGGCAAUGUAGUUUUGAUUGCUGGUGCCUCAUCGACGCUCGGCGAGUUCCUCGCCGAGGAAUUCGCAAAGAACGGGUGUUCUGUGAUUUGUGUAGAUGACGACCUUGAAUCCAUGAAGAAGAUGAUUGCUAGGUUGCGAUCACGUUACCAUAGAGUAGAGGAAAUCGGAUCUGACCAUAGAAAAUACGAGUCGGGCGGACUAUCUACGAUAGUCGCGUACAAGUGUAAUCUGAUGAGCCGUAGAGCUAUCCGUGAAGUCGCUUGGAAGAUCGAGCAUAAGUUCGGCGACAUCGAUGUGUUGGUGACCGUUUGCCAACCUGACUCGGAUAUUUAUAAUGUAGCAACUACGACUCUUAUGAGACACUAUUUGACAAUGAUGACAUUUUUGCCGUUCCUACUACAAAACAAUGCGUGUAUCGUCGAAGUAUUACCAGUCUCGACCAUCGAUACUACGUAUUUAAGCUCGAGAACAGCUCUUGUCAAUUUGAUGGAAUAUUUGAGUGAAGAAUUAAACGAUCUUUGCGGUCAUUGCACCUUUCUCAGCAUGUCAAAAAUAGCGAAACAUCAAAGUUUAAUCAAACAAACCGAACAACAACUUGCUUUGGAGGUUGUACGAGCGAUAAAAGGAAACUUUGCAUCCAGCUGGUGGUCAAAGAUACUGUAUCAAGUAGGUUAUAUGAUCUACAACGCAAUAACGAUGUUCACACAAUGGCUUCACACGCAAGAAUGCGAUUAUUUCCUAUGAAGUCUGUUCUUGCUCAUGAAGCGUGAAACAUUCCAAAGCCAGCGACCGCCAUGAGUGUGGGAAUCGUGUUUUUUCUCUUCUCAAAUUUGCUCGGAAUAAACGGCAAAGGACUUUAAUAAUUAUCGUAUCCCAAAAAUUUGAACAGCAACAAGUUUUUCGUGAAGUGUGCAAAGAUAAAAUAAUAUUAGUGCUAAUAAAAUACCACUUAAUUGUAAUAUUAAUAAUAAUA
Messenger RNA from Pseudomyrmex gracilis, 1579 nucleotides. RefSeq names its product epidermal retinol dehydrogenase 2-like. The transcript is spliced from 9 exons. NCBI's taxonomy places the organism in Eukaryota, Metazoa, Arthropoda, Insecta, Hymenoptera, Formicidae. Gene Ontology annotation, molecular function: oxidoreductase activity, acting on the CH-OH group of donors, NAD or NADP as acceptor. The record is from RefSeq and is a predicted model, not a curated record. Bases 436 to 1350 code for a protein of 304 amino acids.